CAGGGGUGGACUGACACCUCAUGUGGCCCCCCGGGCAAUAGAGGAUCAUGGGGCCCUGUGUUCUUGCCCAAACUCAAUAAAGCCUAUGAAAAAGGUACCAGGGGCAUCUCAUGGGGCCCCCUACUGACCCCCCGGCCUUCUGGCAGUGCCCAAGUUUCCAAAUGGUCAGUCCGCCCCUGGUUCUCCCUUAGCCUCUGCAAAGUGCCAGAGGAGCUGGACCACUGAGCAAUGGAAGAAGGUGGCCUAGUCUGAUGAAUCACAUUUUAUUUUAAAUCAUUGAUCAGACUGACACAUUGUAACUUUGCAGAAAG
Molecule: messenger RNA, 311 nt
Organism: Staurois parvus
Lineage: Eukaryota; Metazoa; Chordata; Amphibia; Anura; Ranidae
Source: the annotation of a GenBank genome assembly